This is a messenger RNA of Oryzias latipes (Japanese medaka), 4537 nucleotides long. It is a transcript of the gene ngef, whose product is annotated as neuronal guanine nucleotide exchange factor. Lineage: Eukaryota; Metazoa; Chordata; Actinopteri; Beloniformes; Adrianichthyidae. Gene Ontology annotation, molecular function: protein binding; guanyl-nucleotide exchange factor activity. Gene Ontology annotation, biological process: activation of GTPase activity. The record is from RefSeq and is a predicted model, not a curated record.
UUCAGGGAUGAGAGGCAGACAUGGAUGUGAGCGGAUGCUUUCUGAAACAGGUGGCUUUUCCGGUUCCACGACAGCUGCACUGUCAGGGCCCAACCAGCUCAGGAAUGUUGCAGUGUGACUGGGUGUGUUGAGAGAAACCCGGAGAGGAGGGACAAAGAUACGCAGUCAUAAAUCCAGUGAUUACAGUUCAGCCACCGACAGUGCCCACAGUCCUGCCUUUUACAGCGCUCAUCGAUCCUGACGUCUGGCUGACCUCAGCUUUUGGACCUGCUUUCGUCCACAACUUUCCGUUCCAAAACAUGGAUUUGCUCCUGGAUUACGGAUAGUUAGGACAACAAUCUCUGUAUCAGCUUCCUCCAGAUCAAGUCAAUAUUUCCAAAGUGAAACGGGGACAGGAGUCUUGUCAUGUCUGUGAUAGCUUUAUUCCGGAGCAAGUGGGGACAGAAAGCACAGGAAGCCCCGAACAAGCAGCGGGUGACAGAGGUGGUCCAGAACAGUCGCAAUGUAGAUGAUGAAGAUGAAGACUCUGCUACCGGAUUCAGCCGAGAGCCCAUCCGCAGGAACUCGCGCUUCUACCGCUCCAUGAGGAAGAAGAAGACGGCAGGCAACACCGAGCAGACUGACAGUUCUGGAGUGGAGCACAGAGCAGAAACCUCCUCUAACCAGAGAGCCUCACUGCUGUCAGUGGAUCGACAAGCCAGCCCGCAGCAUUCGCCGCGGCUUCAUCAUCUCAGAGCUCCGUUGCCAAGCAAUGGUGAGACAAGAAGCAGGCAAGCUUCAAGCAACAGGGAUGCUGUGGGCAGAACAGGAGGGGUGGGAGGAGAGACGAGGGUGGACAAGUCAGCUGCCUCCAUCAGCCAGCGAGACUUCACAACAGACCUGCCUUCUUAUCGGACGCACAACUUCCACAGCCCAGCAUCUGAUAAACUACCUGAGCAGAGAACUUCAGCCUUCACCGUCCAGAAGAUUGAGCAUAAAAUGGACUUGCAACAGCCGUCCUCAAAUGAAGCAGACCACCACAACCACAACCACAGGUUGCUGAGGAAUGGAGAGAGCCCUCAGACAGCGCUCCAUGGUCUCAACAUCAUCAAAAGUGUUGCUUUCCUGUACCAGGAAUACAGAGACACAUCCAAGCAGCAGGAGAUUGAGCAACGACGGCAGCAAGAGAAUCUGUAUCCGGGGUCUAAAGGGGAGACGGAGGCGGAAGCAAGUGCCGGCACAUCCCAGCCGACACUGCAGCUCCAGCUGAGGAACAACACCCACUCACUGAGCUUGUGGCAGAACUUGGAAGCUGUGCAGAGCAGCGGCCUGCUCAGCCGUCUGUCACAAAAUGAAAUCAGAAUGCAAGAGGCAAUGUUUGAGCUAGUUACCUCGGAAGCUUCAUACUACAAAAGUUUGGAAAUCCUAGAGACACACUUCCUGCGUAACCCCCGCCUGAUUAACACCCUCAGCCAGUCUGACACGCAUUUCCUGUUCUCAAACAUUGAGGAAGUAAUGGAAGCCAGUGAAAGGUUCCUGAUGGAUUUGGAGCACCGCAUUGAGGAGGCAAUUCUGAUUUCGGAUGUGUGUGACAUUGUUUUUCACCACGCAGAAAAGCACUUCAAAGUCUUCAUCACCUAUGUCAUCAACCAGGUGUACCAGGAGAAGACCUACAGGCGCAUUUUAGAGGAAAAUCAGGCUUUUCGGGAGACCAUGGCUGAAUUGGAAAAACAUUCUUGUGUUAGGGGUCUGUCUUUUACCUCCUUCCUCAUCCUCCCUUUUCAAAGAAUCACACGACUGAAGCUCCUUGUGCAGAACAUCCUGAAGACAGCAGAGGAACACUCAGAGAGGGAGACAAAUGCCAUCAAAGCCCAUCAACAGCUGGAGCAGAUUGUGCAGGAGUGUAACGAGGGCGUGCGAAAAAUGAGUCGCACAGAGGAACUGAUCAGCAUCGAGAAAACCCUGGAGUUUAAAACCAAGUCUGUGCCCAUCAUCUCACACUCGCGCUGGCUGCUCAAAAAGGGUGAAGUGCAGCUCAUGUGUGGACCAAAGAGCACCAAGACCAUGAGGAGCAGAAAGCUCCACCAGCCCAUCUGCCUGUUCCUUUUCAACAACCUGCUGCUGAUCACCAAGCGCAGUGGGGACAAGUUCCAGGUUCUUGACUCAUGUACACGGGCCAUGCUGAGGACUGAAGAUCUGGAAGACCAGGGUCAACAGCUGGCCUUUGUCUUCAACCUGAAGAUGCUGGAGAACCAGGAGGACCGGACUGUCACCUACAUGAUCAAGACCUCCAGCAUGAGCGAUAAGCUGCGAUGGAUCUGCGCACUUACCCCUAACAGGCGCACACGCUUCACGUCUGCAGGUCCUCAGCAUGCAGACUCUCCACAGGUCCAGUGUAUUCAGUCAUACACCGCUCAAGAGUCGGAUGAGAUCUCCAUUGAGAUGGCGGAUGUUUUAAACCUUCUCGAGAGAACCAAAGAUGGCUGGAUGAUGGGUGAAAGACUCCACGAUGGAGAAAAAGGCUGGUUCCCCAGUCGAGUUGUCGAGGAGAUACACAGCAAAGAGGUGCGAGCUCAGAACCUGAGGGAGGCUUAUAGAGUCCAGCAGGCCCAUGAUAGCGGAGGAGGCCCUCAGGUGGGGACCAAGAGCGGCAUAAGAGCAGGAAGACGAGUGGGAAAGAACCCGGACUUCUCUAGCCGCUGGAGUGUAAAUGCUGGGGACAGCAAUGAAGGAACACAGUGAAUGACAGUCACCUUAAGAAGCACUAAGAGAAGCAUCAAAUGGACUCAUGUCACCUCCCUCCCUCCGUGACAUCCUUAUUCUCUGCACUGAAGGGUUAAAACCCUCAUUUUGUGUGCACCUUCUCACACAGACCUGUGAAUGUUUGUACAGAACUAUUUGUGUGCAUGCAGUCUGUUGUGUAACCCUGAACCCUACAGGCAUGGAGGAUUGUGUUGUUGAAACACCUGACAACUAUGGAGGACUGUCAGACCACAGAUCCAUCCACAUCCUGUAGCACACCACAAGAGGACGCACAACACUCAUAAACUGAUGCACAACGCCAAUAAACUGAUGCAUAAUGUUCAGAGAGACACAAACUGAGGCACAUCGCUCACAAACUGAUGCAUAAUGUUCACAGAGUUGCACAGUACUCAGAGGAGCAGCUGCUUAACAGCAGCACUGUGAAAGUUAAAGAAAUCAUUGUGUAAUGAAGGACAAAACUAAAAAUUUUCUUUUGCUCUGUAAAGAAUUCAAUUUUAUUACUCGGGCCUCUGCUCUGCUUUUGGUUCUGACCCAGAUUUGGUAAUAAAGAAUCAAGCUGCUUCUGCAGCUGAAAGCAGAGACGAAGACUGUGAUGAAGAUACAUGACGAAACAGAGCAGUUUAUUUUCCUGCCUCCUUUUGAGUGUGAGCAUGUGACUGCUCUGAAAUCCAUCCUUCAAUGAGUAGAACCAGAGAUGGAGAAUGCCCACGACAGCAGCCAGUUUGCUCAAUUUGCAGAUCUUUUCAUGCUACAGCAGAUCAUCAGAUCAGCUCAUUGAAGCAUUUUUUCUUUAAGCUUCCUGGAAGAUUUUCCACAGUUUUCUUCAGCAAUGCAGCUUCUUCUUUUUUUAAGAAUAAAAGUAAAGGCUGGAACAGGAUCUGUGCACACCCAUCAAGGUUGUUCACAAGUCAAGCAGAGAGGCGGAGUCAGUGACAGUUUUUGUGAGGUACAUGCAAUAAACCCACAAGCUGUAAAAUGAUUGAAACACGACUUCAUCACAUGAGGCGCUGCUCUCCUCACUCCUGGAAGACUCUGAGCUUUAGAUCCAGUGUUUGGACAUUUUUUCAGACUAAAACGAUGUGAAGCAGUUUGGCCGUCAAUCUUCUGUCUGUGGACUGAGGUUUUGUGGGGGUUUUCCCUGUGCUGACAUGCCGAGCUUUUGUAAAAAACAGUGAAAAAAGAGACACAGAGCACCUCGGCCCCAUCAUUCAGACAGGAACCAGUGCAGCCGAAGUUCGUUCUGACAAAAAAGGUUGACCUGAGCAGGAACAUGAUAUUUAAGCUAAAUGUUAAGUUGGCUGAAAAGACUAGUGAUUUUGAAAUUUGCUGAAACACUUGGCACUGCAAUUUUGUAAGGACUAAAUGCUAAAUUGGCUAAAAAAAACUGGAAUUUGGAUGGGGAUUUGUUAAUGUAAAAGCUUGUCUGAUCAAAACAAUAAUGUUUCUGUUUGGACAAAUAUUUGGUGGGAAAAUUAGACUAAAGAGUCAUCCUUCUCCUUGCUCCAUAUGGAGUUCAAACCUAAAAACCUUUAUAUUAUUCUUUUAUUCCCUUUUGCUUUUCAUGAAAAACAGAAAAUUUGACCUUAUUAGAAUGAUCUGAAAUGAAAGUAACUAUCCCAAUUAUAAAUAUGUAUGUUGUUUUUUUGCCUUUUGUGUAGCGCUUAGGGACAACCUUGCAUGUGAACUGGCGCUUUAUAAAUAAAAUGAAUUGAAAAGAGCUAAACGGUUUAGAACUUACACACUAGCUGAGAUUCAUUUAAAACAUUUCAUAUAAAAACAUUCCUGCAGUCAAAAA